Linnemannia hyalina is the source of this 237-nucleotide messenger RNA. The record is from the annotation of a GenBank genome assembly. NCBI's taxonomy places the organism in Eukaryota, Fungi, Mortierellomycota, Mortierellomycetes, Mortierellales, Mortierellaceae.
AUGUCUGCUAUCACUUCCUCCACUGCUCGUAUGGUCCGUGCCACCGCUCCCCUUCGCACCGCAGCCGUCCGCCACUACUCUGCUGCCACUACCGAGUCCACUGUUGCUGCUGCUGCUGCUCCAGCCCUGCACUCGACCAAGAAGCUGGCCAUCGCUUCGGGAGUUGCCUUUGUCGCCGGCGUCGAUGUCACAUAUGCUUACUUUAUCAUUGGACAAAAGAAGGAGGCCACUGCCUAA